Molecule: messenger RNA, 560 nt
Organism: Salarias fasciatus (jewelled blenny)
Lineage: Eukaryota; Metazoa; Chordata; Actinopteri; Blenniiformes; Blenniidae
Gene: pclaf
Product: PCNA clamp associated factor
Exons: 4
Coding region: 111-470 (119 amino acids)
Biological process (GO): translesion synthesis; regulation of cell cycle
Cellular component (GO): nucleus
Molecular function (GO): chromatin binding
Source: RefSeq, a predicted model, not a curated record
UCUCCCGCCCCGCGGGAACAUUAAACGGAGGCGGGAUUCCCAAGGCGCUCACUUUGCUGUCGGUGUUUUUUCUGAUUAAACGUCAAUUUAUCGCACAACUCGGUGCAAAAAUGGUUAGAACGAAAGCCGACAACGUCCCCGCAUCAUACCGGAAAGCCGUCGCAGCGUCGGCUCCUCGGAAGUCUCUGGGCUCCAGUUCAGCCAACGCUUCGUCCUCCAGCUGCCAGUCACCCUCACAAGCCAAGAACAAGUACGCGGGGGGGAACCCGGUGUGCCCGCGGCCCACCCCCACCUGGCAGAAGGGCAUCGGCGACUUCUUCGGCGGGCCGCCCCGGAAACCCGAGAAGGAGAACAGGAAGCCCGGCGGGGACGAGGAGGAGGACGACGGCGAGGAGGCGGGAGGCAGCGGCGUGUCCAAGACCACCAGGAGGAGCAGACCGCUGCCCGCCGAGGACGAAGACGACGACUGAACCGGCCCCUCCUCUGUGUACAUCUGUAUAUAAAUGAGUUCCCAGCUAGUUUUGUAAAGCUCAAUAAAGUUUUCUGUUCGUGUUUUUAAC